UGUCCUGCAGAAGGCAACAAAGUGCUUCAAGAAGAACAUAACAACUUAAACAAGAGAAAAAAAUGGAGCAGGUGUGCGAAACCCAAGAAAAGAAAGUGGGGCGAAAGAAAGCAGGAGUGUGAAGACGGAUCACUGGUGAAAAAAGAAGCAAAGAAUGUAUCAUCAGAUCAGCCCGUCCUGCCUCGCAUUCCUCUUAGAAGUUUGGUGGAUGUAGAAAUGAAGUUAGUCUACGGAGACGAGCAGAACAUUGCACUCCAGUUCAUGAAGUCUCAAGCCUCUUCAGAUUCACAAUUAGUGUGUCAAACCACUGAAAUAGACUCUCAGAGUGGAUCUAAUCUCAGUCUUCUGCCUCAGAUUGACAAAUGGCUUCAAGUAGCCGUACAGGAUGCCAGCUCAUACUACAAGCAGAAGAAAUAUGUCAUAGCAGCAAGUCGGUUCACAAGAGCACUUGAGCUGUGCUCUAAAGGCCCAGUUCUGGAAACCCCCUUUGAGGCUGACUAUGAAGACGUCUCCAAGGUUGCCGGCUUCAUCGAAUCUAAACUUGUCAUCUGCUACUUGCGAAUGAAAAGACCUGACUUGGCUCUUAAUCAUUCCCACAGGAGUAUACACCUAAAUCCAGUCGAUUACCAGCAUCACCUUCGUCAGGCAACAGUGUUCAGAUUAUUGGCACGUUACUCUGAGGCUGCAAGGAGUGCCAUGAUUGCUGACUACAUGUACUGGCUGUCCGGAGGCAGUGAACAACAUAUAAGCAAGCUCAUCAAACUGUAUUGGCAGGCAAUGUUGGAAGAGGCCAUUACUAAGGCAAAUGCCUUCUCUGUCAUGUACACACCAUGUACUGUGAAGCCCACAGCGGACAGCAUUGAGAAACCCAAGAGCAUUUUCAGAAAACAGCAUCCUACAUAUACUGCAUACGUGUUCACAGAUCCUGCUGUUGUUCAUUGUUUGCCCCAAACUACAAACUGGGGUUUGCCUGUCUCUCAACAAUACAUGAUAACCCUUGGAUUCAAGAAGCAAGAAGACGGGAGCUUCUUGGAAAAACUCUUAACUAGAAAGUGUCCGACUUUUACAGGGAGUAAAGCACCAUUUUGCCCGCUUACAACAGAAGAAACUGAGAGGAGCAUUGAAACCUUAGGAAAACGGAUCCUGCCAGUAUUAGAUUUUAUUAAGUGCACAAAGUUAGCUGGGGGGUUCUGUGCAGGUUCAGGGAUAAUGGAGAAGCUGCUGUACGCUGGUUACCUCUGCCGAUUGCAGCGUGUGAAGGAGCAGUCCCAGGUGAUUAAUCAAGCUUUGGCUGAACUAGCAGUCAUCCCCUAUCUACAGGACAUCAGUCAGAAGGAGGCUGAACUGCUGCAUGCAUUAAUGGCAGACACCAUGGACACCCUUGAAGGAAGCCGGACUGAUAAAGAACGUGUUUGGAAUAAAAUGCAAACGGUUGGAUUAAUUGAAGAUCUUAUUUACCAAUCUGAAGAUGUCUUCCUAAGGAAUAAAGAACUACGGACUGCUAGAAAGCAGAGGGCUAAAGUGAAGAGAACUCAGAGUGUGAAGACCCAGCCGUCACUAGAGAAUGCACAGCAUUCCCAAGAUGUGUCCAAGAUGGCAGCGGGGACAUUAAUACACCCACUGCCUGACAGUCGGGACAACAAAGGCCUGUCUUCAAAUUAAUGAGGCGUCCCCUCACAAAGGCUCAUCUUUAGCAAGAAGCUCUCGCACAUCAUUAGUCUUAGCUGGCAGAAAUAAAUGAACUUCGGGAGCUUGGCUUCAUUCUUAUUUAGAUUUUUUUUCCAUGUUUACUUUAAGAUACAUUGUCUCCCUUUCUGUGCCCCAGUUGAAAAAAAGCUGGAGUAAUUCAAUUGGACAUAUUAUGUAGUUUAUUUAUCAGAUGUAAAUGUAUUCCUCUUUUACAAAGCAUUGCAGUUUGCUAACUCAGGUCUGCAACCCCGUUCACAUUUGCGUUUUUAAGGCUCCUUUGCGCGUUCAUAUAUGUGACUGAAAAGCAGGCCUAAAAUGUGGCAAACUGCUUUUUUUUAUGGAAUGACAGCCUGCACUCGGAACGGAAGAGCUACCAGGAUAUACAGUAAUCCUUUUGUAGCAGAUGUUUCAAUGCAGCACAGUAGCAAUUUUAUGGUCCAAGCUUACCCCCCCAACAAUCACAUUAUUCUAUUAAGAACACAGAGGUAUUUAGAACGCGGGAAACAGCAACUUGCUAGUGUUGACAGGUAUAAAUAUUUAUUUUCAUAAUGGAUACUUCACUCAGCUUGCAAAUGACUAUCAGGUUGUACACAAUGACUGACAUUCACAAGACAAACUCAUAACUGACCACCUAAUAGUACUACUGCUCCCUCCUAAGGAGAGACACAGCAUUAAAUAAUGUUAAAUACAUUACACAUGUUCUUCUCAUUUAUACGUAUUUUUUUAACCUGCAUGAAUACCGUCUUUAUUUAUAAACACGAUUGUUAAACUAUUCUGUCGUUUACUUGUUAUUAUUAUCAUUGUUAUUAUUAUUCUCUAGUCACUAACCAUUACCAGUAAAGACUGAACGUUAGCAUUACCCUUCUCUUGGAAGAUUACCGAACAUAUAUAACAAUAUAAUAUAACAAAACCCU
Molecule: messenger RNA, 2603 nt
Organism: Acipenser ruthenus (sterlet)
Lineage: Eukaryota; Metazoa; Chordata; Actinopteri; Acipenseriformes; Acipenseridae
Product: spermatogenesis-associated protein 16-like
Exons: 10
Biological process (GO): spermatogenesis
Cellular component (GO): Golgi apparatus
Molecular function (GO): protein binding
Source: RefSeq, a predicted model, not a curated record